AUGUAUCGCAGAGUGGAAAGUCACGUUAAAGUUCUGAUUCUGCGGAUUGAGCACCUCCACAGCCGCCUAACGGACUCCGGACCCGCGUCAAACUGGUUUGUAUCAGUCGGAGAGGCAAUUCACCUGGCACGGGAUUUUGGAUAUGUCUGUGAGACAGAGUUUCCUGCGCGCCAAGUAGCUGAGUACCUGAGUAGACAACAUACGUCAGACCCCACCGAAUCCUACAGGCGAAAGGAGCUCAUCCACGCCACCAAGCAAGUGACCAAGGAACUGAUGGACCUAUUGAACCAGGAUAGGUCCCCAUUGUGCAAUACCCGGCCUCAACACAUCCUGGAGCCUAGUAUCCAGCGACAUCUUACCCACUUCUCCCUCAUAUCACAUGGGUUUGGCAGCCCAGCCAUCGUUGCAGCCCUCACUGCCAUACAGAACUUCCUGUCUGAGUCACUGAAGCACCUGGAGAAGAUGUAUCCAUCGGGGAACAGUCUCUCGGUGAGCUCGUCACAGAGUGGUGUCUUGUCUGAUACGAAGCCCAAAGACUUAGGGAAUGAGCUGAAGAAGUGAGGAUGGUUCCGGCGGGGCUUGGAGGCCCCCCCUACGACCCCUCUGCCAUCCCACACCCCCAUUACGGCCAUCCGCCACUCCUGGCCGUACAACUAGUGCCAUAAGGGAUGUUAUCGUAAUCGUAGCAAUCAAAAUAGUCUUCCAAAGUCAGCGGGAGUCGGUCGAAAUCGACGACGUCACAGAUUGGAAAUCCGCUUUCGUCAUAAAUUAUCUCAUCGUGUAGUUCUUGUUUCUGUGUCAAUAAUGUGCUCUCUCAUUUAAUAAUUGCAUUUUUAGACGUUUAUCCGUUUCCUUUCUACCACAUCGAUUUUUCACUUACUUUCCUCAAGAUGUUUUUGUGAAAAUUGUGUUUAAUUAAAAAUUUCACAACCUGACUAAUAAAGGUGUGCCAUAUAAGUUUUAAAUAUUUUAUUAUGGAUUUAGAAGUUUGGGCUUAUACUGGAUAGUUCGGGAAGGAUCUUUGUGACAGAGUGUAGAGCUAAGCUGUUUCAAAAACCCACCUAAUACCAAAUUACAUGUGGGUAUAUAAAUAAUGAAACACAUAAUAACUUAGUACAAAUAACUGAUCUUCGUUUAAAGAGCUCUAAUUUUUGCUUGUUAUUAUGGAACAAAAUCUUUUCCAUUCAAAUGCAAAUGUGUGACAUGGAACAAAGAUUAAUUUACUGUAUUUAAGCUCACUAAUUUAAGAUGAAUUGUUACAAAUCAUAAAUAAAAACUAACAAAACUGGAAUUUUACAUUCCUUCUGUGAAAUUAGAUUACCUGUAAGGUAAUGAAAUGUUACUGUAUUUAAAUCUAUACAGAGUCAAAAAUUACUGUAGAUUAAGUACAGUAUUGUAUGCAUUUAAUAUAUGACUAUAUUAGUCAUUGUGUAAGGUUUGCCCACUUAAAUACUCGAUAAAUACUCAAGGACUUUUCCUACUAUUUGUAUGUAUUGUAUGUAUAUUAUAUCUGUGCCAACCAUGUACAAAGUAUCAAAUUGUAAAAACAUGACUUCAUUUUAGGUAAGUGUUUAGUGUGAAUUAUAGAUUUUAAUAGAAAUGUAAUAUAUUAUUAUAUUGGUUUGUUGUGUAGUGGAUUUUCUCUUGUAAUAAAAAUUAUUUCAUCGUUUCAUUUGUAGCAUAUUUUUCAAGUUGCUAAAUUCUGUGUGAUUGCUAAUUUUUAAAUAUUAAAUCAAUCGACAAAUUCAAUAGUUGUAUUUCCACACUUUAAAUUGGUUAUAAAAAAAAAAACUUCUUUAAUUCUAAUUUUGGUUGACUCUUCAAAACUAUGACACAUUGAAGAAAAUCAACACUUUCAUCAGUAUCCAUCUCCCAAUUAUUUCUAAUUUCAAAAAUAUCCUAUAUAAUUGUGUUACUUGUUAUAGUUAACUAAUUACUAAUUAAGUCAAUUACAUUUCUUUGAACAUACUUCAACAAAGAUUUGAAGACAUUUCAGAAGCACUAUUGUGCGUAAAAAAACAACAGUUAUUUUUAUACAUUUUUAAAAAUUCAAUUGUCUUUAAAGUCUUAUUUAUGUCUGAACCUUAAAUGCUAAAUUAAUAAACUUUUCUGAGAAAAUAUUAUUUGCUAAAAAUUACCCUUAUUAUUUAUUAUUAUCUUUUAUUAUUAUUUAUAUAAAAAGACAAAAUAAGCAUAUCUUUUGUAAUUGUACCAUCUAAAAGAGUUUUUGUUAACUUUACCACACACUGGUUUCAACUAUAUAAUUUGUUUAUUAAUCAUUCUCUAAGAAACAGGAUAUUUUUUAGAAAGUUGAAAUUCAGUAAGUAUAUUUGUUUAUGUAUUUAGGAAUAACUUUCAACACAACAUCAGUGUUAUUUCUAAGCAUGUAUAAACAAAAUUGUAUUUAUGUUUAUUUCGGCUUACUAUUUUACACAUAUAGUAUCUAGUGAGAUAUUUAUCAAAAUAGAAGGAAACAUUUGAGGGCUGUGUUAAAAAGAUUGCAAAUUGAUUAAAGUGUAAGAUUUAAAAACAAUUUAAUUUUUUAGAUGUAUAAUAUAUAAUAAUUUCCACUUUGACUAAUUUCUAUUUGCUUUGUGAAAACUUAAAACUUGAGUUUAUUUUUAUAAAUAUGAUUUAUCAUAUUUAUGGUGUAAUAUUUAACCUAAAAAUAUGGGUUUACGAUACCAUCAAAUAAUUUAUGAAUGCUCUAAAGUAAAACAAAGUUUCAUUGAAGCCAAUAUCUCAGAGACAGUCUUAUAAAAACAUCUUGUAUUUAUGCAAUUAAUAGUCUUUCCGGCUCAGUUGGAAGAAGUGGGUAGAUUUUGUGACAACUGAUAUAUUAUUAAUUUUUUCUCAUGGGAUUUACAUGUACUCUAUAUCUCAAAAAUGUAUUGUGAUACACAAAAAUAGCCCAUAACAAAAUUGUUAUAAGCAUUACAGAAUCGUUUUAUUUUUUUCUCUAGGAUCAUAAAUAACAGAGAAUUUAUGUCUCUUUGAAUUUGUGUCCCAUUUGUUAGAAAGGUUAAAAAAACAGAAACCAUUUUUAAUAGUUAUGACAAACUUAAAUUGUAGUUGUAAUACUAUGUUUCUCUAUAAUAAAAAAGGUAUUCAGAUAACAUUGAAUUUUGCAUGAAUAAUAUUUAAUUGGUUACUUCCUCUAUAAUACAUAAAGAAUAAUUUUGUGGUUUAAAAUUACAUUUUGGUUUGCAACGGAUUUUCUACUCUAUUUUAGGCUCUCUUGAGCCAAAAUAGUUUUAAGUUGAAAAAUAGAUAGCCAUAAGGGUACGUGAUAAGUCAUUGAAUAGAUUUUUCCAAAAUGCUAAACAGCUACAGUUACUGAACAAUAAACAAUAAUUGUUUUGUUUAUGAAAAUGUAGUUUUUUUACCUAAAAUAAAAAUUUAUAUUUCUAAUUAUCUGAAUUUUUGGUUUGAUUGAAUUGUUAUUUCUUACAAUCCAUUAUAUUCUUAAAAAUUAGACAAACAACAAAUCUCUCUAAAAAUAGUCAUUCUAAAAUGUAAAAACAUGAAACUUUUGUACCGUUUAAAUCAAAUUGAUAACUUGAUCUAAUUCAGCCUUUAAGUGUAUUUUGUUACAUCUCUAGAAAAAUUUUUGAAAUAGUUUUUUUAUUUAUAAUUAUUUAAACCCAAUAUAUUGAUUUAUAUAUAAAAACUAUGUAUUUUCCCCUAUGUGCUUUUAAUUGGUUUUAACCAUUUUUACAACUGUCGCCAAUUUAUAGCCUAUUUAAUGUUUUGAAAUGGAAUUCACUACGUAGAAAUAAUUUUUGUAAUCAUAUUUAAUUUCAACUCCAUAAGAAAACAGUUUAAAAGCCUAGGAGGACAUACGUCCCUACCUAGAUCUUUUGGAAAUCUUUGGUAACAAGGACAUGGCAAAGCAGAAGCAUACCUUUAGGGUGGGAGGGGGAGAGUGUGCAAGUUAAUAUGGGGGUUAAUCUCCUCCAAACAUCUGUAGACCUUAUCAGUAUUUUCAAUCAGAUAAACAAAACCCUGUCAAAAUUGUAACAAUACAUUAACACACAUAUCUACACAUACAUAUUAAUAUUUUGUAUACCUUAAAUUAUCCUCACCCCUCCUCAAAAUUAAUUCCUGGGUAUGCUGCUGUGCAAACUACAAUGUUUUCAGUAUGUGUAUGUGAAAAGAGAAAGUUUAUAUUGUAUCUUGCCAUUUAUCUAGUUAUCUGUAAAAUCUUUGUUUGUUUCAUAAACAGUUUAAGUUUUUAAUCUAAACUUCUUUGCACUAUAUUGAGUUUAGUAAUCUGUAAGAUUUGUAAGAUCUAAAUUCCAUGACUUUUUAAGUGCUAGAUUGAUUUUAUAUGGUUGUGUUUUAUUAUUAUAAGUAUUACUAAGGUUUGAUUAUAGACCCGCUCAGUUAACUAAUAUUUUGAAAGAUACUUUUGCAGUGCUUUGUCAUUUCAUUGUUAAAAUAUUUUCAGCAAUAGUUUAAAAUGCUAUUUUAGGACAGUUUUUAUUCAAAUUUUUAAAAGUUGUUUAAGUUUUACGUUAAAAAAAAUCAUAGUUGCAAGAUAAGUAACACAAUGCCCAUAUAGAAGAUAAAGAGUUCUCACUAGAAUACAUUUGCUUUGUUUUUAACAUUGUUUAAAGAUAUUUUUUGACUUCUAAUAUGAAGUUGCCCUUUCUAACAAACAACCACUCACAUCAUUUUUACUCAUAAUAUUUACAAUACUACAAAGAUCCUUGUUGUAUUAUAAUAAAAAUCAUUCAGAUCUAGAAACCUGCACAAAUCAGCCUUUGGACAUGACUCUGUUGACAUUGUCAUUAUAAUAUGUGCUGUUUUACGUUAAUAUAUCAAGGACAACAUUUCUAGAAUGUUUGGUUAUUAAUAAUUAAGUAUGAAAUUAGUUCUUUAAUGGUUUCAAAAUGUAUUUCUAGAAGCCCUGGAGAAUGCAGUCUGACAUUUAAAAUAAUGUUUUACAUGGUUAUAUCAAUUAAAAUCUUGUAUUCAGAAUUUGUAUUCAAUUAAAAUGUAUGUAUGUAUGUAAACAAUGCUAUAGAUAACUGUACAAUGGAAGUAAUUAAGUACAAUUUUUAAAAGUUUUGCUUUAAAUUAUAGUAUUUGAAAAAGGAAUCAAAUAAUUUUUAUUUUGUUGUUAACAAUUCCAUACACCUGAAUAGUUAUAUGUACUGGAGUCAUGCUAAAAGAGAAUAACUUGUUGCUAAUAAAAAAGAAAGAGAGCAAUGAAUAUAUGGCUUUCAGUUUUUUUUUUAUAAAAAACUUAGUUUAUUAUUUUUUAUUUGUCAAACUAACAAAUUUAUGCUCUCAAUCUAGUUCAGAAUUGACAUAAACAAAUUUUCUUGACAAUAAAGUUUAGAUUAUUAAUAGUAGAAUGUGCAGAAAGUAUGUUUUACAUAAUAUCUCUAAUUCUAAAUCUAAAUAAUAAUUACGAUGAAUUACAAUAACAUUUGAAGCAAGAUUUAUGUACCUAGUGAAAAGAUGAAAGCUGAAAUAAUUUAAGUACCGUAAUGAAAUGUUGUAAGAGUUCUAUUACAUUAUUAUAAAAUUUACAUUAUUCAUUUAAUAAUAUCUGUAAACAAAACUGAGCGUGUUGUAUACUCAGAAGGUUGUCUCAUGAAUAUUUUUUUUUAUACUGGGUGUAAAUAUAUAUUUGUAUAAUUUUACCAUAUCUGGUUAACGUCUUGCCAUUCGUUCACGCUUGUACAUUAAUUGUGAUAUCUCAGUUUGUAUUGUAUUAUUGUUAUGUUACUUGAAUGCUCAAUCCAGUCCAUGUUGUUACUGUUCGUUUAAUGGGAGAUUAUAAAUAAUGUAGCAAAAAUUGCCUUUUUUCUGUACCUCAUCAUUCAUUUCUGUCAUCUUUUAGUGUAAAUAAAAUGAAUUACAAGGAA
This is a messenger RNA of Homalodisca vitripennis (glassy-winged sharpshooter), 5879 nucleotides long. Its product is annotated as transcription factor AP-2-alpha-like. The transcript has 4 exons. Gene Ontology annotation, cellular component: nucleus. Bases 1 to 561 code for a protein of 186 amino acids. Gene Ontology annotation, biological process: regulation of cell population proliferation; anatomical structure development; regulation of transcription by RNA polymerase II. Gene Ontology annotation, molecular function: RNA polymerase II transcription regulatory region sequence-specific DNA binding; DNA-binding transcription factor activity, RNA polymerase II-specific. The record is from RefSeq and is a predicted model, not a curated record. Lineage: Eukaryota; Metazoa; Arthropoda; Insecta; Hemiptera; Cicadellidae.